UACAUCGUUAUUUUGGGGAGAGGUGUCUCCAGAGACUUUUGGAGUUAGGAGCAAAGUGCCACAAAAGUGAGCCUGCCUCUAGCAUAGUCACGCAGCGAGUUAGUGUAUCCUGAGCUGUAAUAAUGCCCACAUCUCACAAACUAGUUCAUGGAAAGCUGAGACUGAUGUCCUCUUUAUUCCCAAGUGUGUGGCAGCUCUCGUGGGUGCUGUUAUAUGUUGUUUGCAAACUCUGGCUUUUGUGUUGGCAGUCCUCCUGCUUCCAUACCCAACAGCCAACCUAGUACUGGAUGUGGUGAUGCUCUUUCUGUAUCUCGGAAUUGAAGUCAUUCGACUAUUUUUUGGUACAAAGGGAAACCUCUGCCAACGAAAGAUGCCACUUGGUAUUAGCGUGGCCUUGACCUUCCCCUCUGCCAUGAUGGCCUCCUAUUACCUCCUGCUGCAGACCUACGUGCUCCGCCUGGAAGCCAUCAUGAACAGCAUCUUGCUCUUCUUCUGUGGCUCAGAGCUGCUGCUUGAGGUGCUCACCCUGGCUGCUUUCUCCAGUAUGGACAAGAUCUGAAGUACAAAAAUUUCAGCCAGCAGCCCAUCAGGCUGCCACCACAUGUACUUUUGGCACUUUGGCCACACCAGGGAGAUUGGUGGGCUAAGUUGUCCUGCGAAAGGCUGUGCAGCUUUUCCUCAGCACAGACGUUUGGGCAACCAACCCAGCAUAAGGUUAUUGGGUCCCAUCUUCUAAACCAGGACUAUCAGCCCAAGAGACUCUUCUACACUCCAGUAUAAUGAGGGGCAAGGUUAUCAUGUCCUGGCCCUUCUCAGAACCAGUUCCCUGCUGACCUCAAGCUCUCCUCUUUGAUCAUUGUGGCCAGACCAUCUUAUGUGCACCACCUAGACUCCUUGGGUUUCCAGCAGGACCUGAGCCACAUACUUGCUAUACGGGCUAGGCCCUACCUGUCCCGUACAGGCACAGAGAGCCUCGUGUCGGUGGCUCCAGAGUGAUGCAGGAGCCUCGCACCCCAUUUCACAGAGACUGAGCUCCAGAGCUUUUUAUAGUAGCUCAUAAUGUUAUCUUUCUACUCUCAUCAGGAAACACACAUUAUUUUAUAAUAAAUAUGUAUUUUCUGUUGUG
Molecule: messenger RNA, 1126 nt
Organism: Carlito syrichta (Philippine tarsier)
Lineage: Eukaryota; Metazoa; Chordata; Mammalia; Primates; Tarsiidae
Gene: TMEM216
Product: transmembrane protein 216
Exons: 3
Coding region: 296-559 (87 amino acids)
Biological process (GO): non-motile cilium assembly
Cellular component (GO): ciliary transition zone
Source: RefSeq, a predicted model, not a curated record